AUGCCUUUCACGCCUGAGCUUAAUGAUACAUUUGGUGCUGUUUUAGUGGGAAGCUUCAUUUCUACUGCUCAACGUGUAGUUGAAGUGCGACUAAAAAUCAUGCUAAUGGGUUACAGGGUCAUGGACACAGUAAACUUGGUAUUAAUGAUGCAUUCAAGUUAUUACUAUCUUGUCACACAUUAUGAUCAACCAGUAAUACUACUUUCUGGAGUAUGGUCAUUCCGUGUAAAUGUGUCCAUCUCACUGACAGGAGCUAUUAGCCUUCUGACACAUAUUUUCUUUGCUCAUCGUGUUUACAUUUUGAGCAGAACAAGUAGAUGGGUAUCUGGAGCAAUAGUUUCUGCAUUGGUAAAUAGGGAUAGUAGUAGGGUGGACAAUCUACUAAUUAGUACUUUACUGGGCAAUAUUACAGCAACUACAGCCAUUACGUUCACUGCAGGCACCUUUGCAAACUUUGAAAAGUAUCACUGGCUUCUUGUCACUACUACAGCAACUGUGGCAAUGUCCGAGAUCCUGACGACUUCGAUAUUAUGCUAUUACCUCAUCAACAGUAAUUGCAGAUUCACAAGCAAGGAUACACUUAUAGACAAAAUAUUGGUUUAUGCUAUCAAUGCAGGAAUUGUAGCAAGUAUCCUUGCAGUCAUGUCUCUUGCAAUGAAGGCGAACCUCAUAUUCCUUGGUCUUUAUUUUAUCCGGAGCAAAAUGCCAGCAAAUUCAAUAAUGGCUAUCUUUAAUGCAAGGAGAACCACAUAUGUCCCUGCACAGAUAGGGUCUUUUGACUUGGGAGCGAAACCUGGAAAUUUAUUUGGUACUAUACGACGCAAAGCACUUACUAUUUUGGGAGAGUGGAGGAACACAGAAAAUCCAGUACCGGGAGAAUAUUCCAAUGAAGAACAACAUUCCUACACCAAGCAUUGA
This is a messenger RNA of Fomitiporia mediterranea MF3/22, 918 nucleotides long. RefSeq lists its product as uncharacterized. The coding region runs from base 1 to 918 and encodes 305 amino acids. NCBI's taxonomy places the organism in Eukaryota, Fungi, Basidiomycota, Agaricomycetes, Hymenochaetales, Hymenochaetaceae. The transcript has 19 exons. The record is from RefSeq and is a predicted model, not a curated record.